This is a messenger RNA of Zootoca vivipara (common lizard), 3661 nucleotides long. RefSeq names its product N-acetyltransferase domain containing 1 (gene NATD1). NCBI's taxonomy places the organism in Eukaryota, Metazoa, Chordata, Lepidosauria, Squamata, Lacertidae. The record is from RefSeq and is a predicted model, not a curated record.
CUGGCUUUUUUGUGUGGUUUUUAUUUUAUUUUUUUGUUGCUGCUGCUGCUGUGUGUCAGUUUCAGCAGGAGAUUAUGAUGUCUCUCCCUGGUCACUGCCCUGCACUCUUUCUCCGCUGAAGUUGGCUUGGGGGAGGCGGUGAAGGGGGAGGAAGACGCAGAACAAGAAGUGGAGGGGGCGGCAGCAGCGCCUGCUAACUAUUAAUUGCUCCCCGCCGAACAUUGCUCCCCUUUUCCUUUCUUUCUUUUGGACACAUCUGGCUGGUUUGGCAGGAGCGCGCGGGGAGGAGGGGGGGCAGAGAAGGCAAGCGAGCAGCAGGAGCGGCCCUUUCGGAAGGCGCCCCCCGCGCGCUCACAAAAGAACCGAGCCCACGAAGAGCACGCCAAAGCGGGGCGCCGGAGGGAGGAGGCAGCCAGCCAGCCAGCCAACCAACCAGCCCGCGCCCGGGUCGGCCUGCUGCUGUGCCCGCGCCACCAUGGCCCAGGCAGGGCAGCUCAACAUCCUGGAGCCCGGCUGCCCGAUCCAGGUGGAACACGACCGCAAGAGGAGGCAGUUCACCGUCAGGCUGAACGGUUGUCAUGACAAAGCGGUCCUGUUGUACGAGUACGUGGGGAAAAGAAUAGUGGACCUGCAACACACGGAAGUACCUGAUGCCUACAGAGGAAGAGGAAUAGCCAAACAUCUGGCAAAGGCAGCCUUGGAUUUUGUGGUCGAAGAGGACUUGAAAGCCCACCUGACAUGUUGGUACAUUCAGAAAUACGUCAAGGAGAACCCACUGCCUCAGUAUCUGGAACGUUUACAGUCUUAACGCAGGAAGGCUGAAGGGCCUACACUACUUAAGACAUGGGCAUGAGCAAGCCUGGCUUCUCUAGGCGGCCCAGUGCAGCUUUUGUUUGUGGGCUGACUUGGGACCCCUACACUGCCCCCUGCACAUGCUCAAGAGUUCUUAUUUUUGUAAAGACAAACGUGCAACUCCUCAACAAUGCUUCCACCUGGCUCUUGCGAUAGCUGGUAUCACCUGGAUGUUUGUUGUUUACUUCGGCCUCCUAUCUUAAGGAAACCACCAGGUGUAAAACUAGGCCUUUGUUAGCGUUGUGGCAAUAGAGGGGUGGGCAAGCAGGCCAGGGGUCACCUCCUAAUUUUGGUUCUUCCUCCCGAAAUAAUAAGCAUCGAGCAGAAUGAUCGGAGACCAGGCACUGCUUUCCUUGCCAAUGCAGGGUUGGGGAAAGCUUGAAAUCUACAGCCCUGCAGAGGCGACAGUCUUUUUGAACAUCCAGUUAGGCCCUUAAGCACUUUUUGCUACGUUGGGAUGCCAACUAACAAUGCAAAAUAAACCAUGGCUGUCUCAGGGGUUGGACUUGGAAAGGAAGCAGGUUUUCGGUGCUAACUGCAAUAGACACGAUGCUUUAGAGACGAGAAAACUGUGUCACUCCGAUGUGCUUCUGCAGACGUGAGCAAUAUGGACUGAGUGAGACAGUUAGCAAGUGUACAUGGCGAAUUUUGUUCCCCACAACGAGGGAAUGGCGUACCUGGGUGGCCACCCAGAGGCGAAAGGUGUAAUUAAGCGAUCCAGUUCGUUUGGGAUGGAAGGCUGAAAAACGUGACUGCACAUUGGAGAAGGAAAGGGCCUGUUGUUUUCUUUUCCUUUGGGGUUUUGGUGGGAUUCUUCUUCCUCGCCCCCUUCCAGAGCUCUCCUCCUCAAGUGGCGGGCGUUUCCUCACACACAGGAGAAGCAAUAACAAGACUGAGAGUUUAACGGGUAGCAGGAGGAAGGAAGGAAACGGCAGGGCAGAGGAAGCUGUGCGAGGCAAACGAAUCCUGGGCAUUUUAACAAUAGGAAAGCCAGUCAUGAUCGGCAGCCGCUUUUUAGGGUCGCAAGUGGAGACGAGCCAAGGAAAAAGCUGCGGCAAGUAAACUUCAGCUGACUUCCUGACAGAAACGGACAGUGCAAAAAAACAGGAUUUGCUUGGCUGCCUUGGACAUAAGCAUGUGAAAGCUGUCAGAAAGAAAAGACUUGGCUUGCUCUCUGGCUUGCUCUAAGCAGCGUUUGUGUGGAUGGAGAAGUAAUUAACACUUGAACCUCAUCUCCGCAUGCCUGUGGGUUACAUGAUCGAAAAUGGCAAUACCAUUUCCCUCCUCUAGUUUUUCCAACUAUGAAUUUUGGCCUCCCCUUUCCGUCACGUUGCCCAAGCCCUGUCCCUCUGCUCCGAAGUCCUUGUGUGGGAGACAUGUACUCGACUUGAGAGCUAUUGUAGCUUUCUCAGCAAGGCGGGCUAGGUCAGGCUGCCAUGGUGACGGCAGGCCACAGGGGCUUCUCUGUUUGUUCCAGACAUUUAUCGCUUUGAAAUGCCCCCCUCUCUUGCCCGGCUUGGUUCUUCAACAAUAUAGCUGGUGGGUUUGGCAGAAAUAAGACCACGGGUCCCCGUGGUAACAUUGCUCCUUUCAACAGGAAGCUAGGUUGAUUGGUGCUUAUAUGUAUUGUAUUUAAAACAGCAGAGAACCAGUUCUGGCAUUUGUGGAGGGAAAUCCGAUGUCUUUCCACCCUCCUGACAACUCACUCACUCUCCCCCGCUCUUUGACGCACACCCCUGCCUGCUGACAUUUUUGGGUUGGAAAAUGGGUACACCUCUGCCCAUUUAAGGGCCGAAGGGAGCUAAAGCAGACGGGCAGAGGAAGCCACCAGUUUCUUACCAUUCUGUAACUACUGUCUCGUCCGCACCAUAUUUUUAAAGCACUUUUGUACCGCUUUCACAGUCGCGGAGAGUUCGGAAGAUUCUCUAGGGGAAGCCGUGGCUGUUAAAAGUGGCAUAAGAAUGCUUGAAAUGUCCGGUGUGGGUGUUGACCGUGUCGUGAUUGCCAAUCCCCUUUCCUGUUGUCUUGAUAAGAUCAACAUUUCAAUGCAGCCCUCGUGCUAGGUAUGCUGUCGGGUGUCACGUGGAAAGAACCAAGCAGUGAAUGCAAUCCUAGUCCCACUUUUUGUACACUGUGUGUGUGUGUGUGUGUGUGUGUGUGUGUAGGCAGGCAUUUAUGGCUGUCAGAAACACUGACUUCCAUCUCCUGCUCAUGUAUACCACUGUUCAACGCAGGUAGAGUUUCUGCCUAGGGUGAAUGCAGUGAAGGGUCCUUCAUUUUGAUUUCUUAAGAGAGCUUGGUGAGAUCAAGGCCAGCCAACCCUGCCUUAAAAACAAGCUCGGUAUUUUGCUAGUGCUGGAGCUUCAUCCUGAAGGUGCUACAACGAUCAUUUCAGUCUCUGGUCCACCCGAGAUGUCUUUUGAUAGUCUUUUAUUACAACACCCAAGGGUUUACUGCUGGGUCCACCCCCUUCUCUGUUCUCUGUGUUUUGAUAUUAUGUUGAAUAGCAGUGCUUGCCAGUUCCAAGCUGGAGUUUCCAGUUACUCAUCCCUUGCCACCAAGAGAUUUGCAGAAGCAACUGUGGUGGGGAGGAAACGACCUCUCUCCCUGUGUCUAAAUCAGGGAUUGAGAAUCCAUGACACUCGGGAUGUUGUUGGACUCCCAGCUCCCAUCACCUCCAGCUGACAUGGCCAAUGAUCAGGAGUGGUGGACUUAAGAGUCCGGCCACAGGUUCCCCAGUUCAAGACUAGCUUAUUUCUGUGAUGGGCCAUCUUCCUUGCAGCUUGCUAAGACCAUUGCUACGGCUUGC